AUAAACCUCAAGUUGGUUAGAGAUCAAGUAACUGAGGAAGAAAUAGAGAAAGUGCAGGGAGACUGCACGCAAAUGUAGACAAGCUGAGCAGGGUAGAAUAAAAACGAAAAGAAAAGUGUUUCACGAAGAAAUCUUACACGAUUCUUUCGUUACCAAUAUAAUCUCUAAGUCGAGAUAAAAAAAAAAAAGGGAAAAAAAAAAGAGAGAGGGAAACAUAUCUCAGUUUUGUUGUAAAGAUGGCAGUGGGAGGAAUCGUCGCUCAGGGAGGUUCCGCGAAUUAUGAAGGUCGUAUCACGUGCUUUGUGGUGAUAACAUGUUUGGUUGCGGCCACUGGUGGUCUCAUCUUUGGCUAUGAUAUUGGUAUCUCAGGAGGUGUAACAUCAAUGGAUGAGUUCUUGCAGAAGUUCUUCCCUACUGUAUAUGAAAAGGAGAAGAACCUGAGGCAUGAGAACCAGUACUGCAAAUUCGAUAGCCACUUGCUUCAACUGUUCACAUCUUCCCUAUACCUCGCGGCCUUGGUGGCGUCCUUUUUUGCUUCCGCAACAACGAGGGUCUUUGGAAGAAAGGUGUCCAUGGUUUCUGGAGGUUGUGUCUUCCUUUGCGGUGCUGUCCUCAAUGGUGCUGCCCAAAACGUCGCAAUGCUUAUCAUCGGUCGUUUGUUACUUGGUGUCGGCAUUGGCUAUGCCAAUCAGUCUGUACCAGUCUAUUUGUCUGAAAUGGCACCAGCAAAAAUCCGGGGAGCACUCAACAUUGGUUUCCAAAUGGCGAUUUGUAUUGGUAUUGUAGCUGCAAACAUGGUGAACUACGGCACAGCCCAAAUGAAGGGCGGAAAUGGGUGGAGGGUAUCCCUAGGUCUAGCCGCGGUUCCAGCAGUUAUAAUGACCGUGGGCGCCAUUUUCCUACCUGACACGCCCAAUUCGCUCAUCGAAAGGGGCCAAUCAGAGAAGGCAAAGGAAAUGUUGCAAAAAAUCCGAGGAGUGGACGAUGUGAGUGCGGAAUUCCAAGACCUCAUUGAUGCAAGCGAGACAUCGAAGCAAGUGGAGCACCCGUGGAGGAACAUUUUGCAGAGGAGAUACAGGCCUCAGCUCGUGAUCGUCGUCCUCAUACCAUUCUUCCAGCAACUCACCGGCAUCAAUGUCAUCAUGUUCUACGCCCCUGUCCUUUUCAAGACGCUCGGAUUCGGAGACAAUGCCGCUCUUAUGAGCGCCGUCAUCAGUGGAUUCGUUAAUGUUGCCGCUACGUUGGUGUCAGUCUUCACUGUUGAUAAGUUUGGAAGAAGGAAGUUGUUCCUACAGGGUGGCGCUCAAAUGCUUGUUUGCCAGAUUGCUGUGGGAGCCCUAAUUGCGAGCGUGUUUGGGGUUUCUGGCGAAGGAUCCUUCUCCAAGGGCAUGGGAAAUGCUGCCUUAAUCCUCAUAUGCUUAUACGUAGCAGCCUUUGCGUGGUCGUGGGGUCCAUUAGGGUGGCUAGUACCCAGUGAGAUCUUUCCCUUGGAGAUCAGAUCGGCUGGGCAAUCCAUCAACGUCUCGGUCAACAUGCUCUUCACCUUCUUCAUCGGCCAACUCUUCCUCACGUUGCUCUGCCACAUGAAAUUCGGUCUCUUUUUCUUCUUCGGUGGGUUCGUCCUCAUAAUGACUCUCUUCAUCUUCUUCUUCUUGCCCGAAACGAAGAAUGUUCCUAUUGAGGAGAUCAACAGAGUGUUCAAGGCACAUUGGUUCUGGGGGAAAUACAUCCCAGAUGAUGCUGUAAUUGGUAACCACCUUGUCCCACCCAAGGGUGCCUAAAGAACCAUUUGUGAUGAACAAAAACCUUGAAUUUUUCUGUUCAUCAAAAACAGUUUAAAGAAGAAGAAAGUGAGAAAGAGAAGGGUGUGAAUUCCAAGAUAUUGUACGUCAAUAUAUACGGGGAUAAUAUAAUCCAACAAUACUAGUUCAUGGACGGACAUCAACGUUUUGUAAAAGUUUGUUUUUGUUUUGCUAAAUAAAUAAAUA
Molecule: messenger RNA, 1988 nt
Organism: Rhododendron vialii
Lineage: Eukaryota; Viridiplantae; Streptophyta; Magnoliopsida; Ericales; Ericaceae
Product: sugar transport protein MST3-like
Exons: 4
Coding region: 237-1781 (514 amino acids)
Biological process (GO): monosaccharide transmembrane transport
Cellular component (GO): membrane
Molecular function (GO): monosaccharide transmembrane transporter activity
Source: RefSeq, a predicted model, not a curated record